UCUUCUUACUAUGUUUACUGGAUGGAGGGGACCUGCUCAACUUUUUUUUUUGAUUAUGUGAAACCAAGCCGAAUGUCUUCAAUGCUUUCUUAGUUUUAUGUGCUUAAUAUCUUCUUCUAUUUUCAGCACGUCAUUGUAAUUUGGCUCCCCUGAUAUGGAUGAAAGUUUGAAGAGAGCUGCACAAGAAGGAAAUAUUGUUGAAUUAUAUGCAUCAAUCCAAAGAGAUGGAAAUAUUUUGAGGCACAUCGAUGAGAUUGAGUUCGUUGACACUCCAUUACACAUAGCUGCAGCUCAAGGGUGCAUUGAUUUUGCAAUGGAGAUAAUGAUCUUAAAGCCCUCAUUCGCUAGGAAGCUAAACCACGAAGGGUUUAGUCCCAUUCACCUUGCGGUGGAAAAGGGGCAUAAAGAACUGGCGCUACAUCUCAUGCAAAAUGACAAAAAUCUUGUUCGUGUCAAAGGGAAGCGGGGUGAGACUCCUUUGCACUAUGCAAUACCAAGAGAACAAAAUUUUGAUCUCUUGGCCAGAUUUCUUGAGGCUUGUCCUGAAUGCGUCCGGGAUAUGACAACCACAAACCAGACUGCUUUGCAUAUUGCAACGAGACACAAUAGAUUAGAGGCUCUUGAACUCCUAUGUCGGAUGCUUAGGAAGAGUGACUAUUGUGAGGAUGUGGUGAACCAGAAAGACAGGAAUGGCGACACUGCCUUGCACAUAGCUGCGCGCAAUAAUCAGUCCAAGAUGCUCAAACUGCUAUUAAAAUGCAAGGCUGAUAAGCAUGCGAUCAAUCAAGCUGGUUCAACAGCAGUGGCUGUUGCAAACGAACUUAAUAACAUAGAGAGCAGCAAUAUUUUGCAUGGUUGGGGAAGUGCAAGAGUUUUGAACUUUAAAUAUAAAAUUCAGAAACAAAUUGUCAAGCAUGUGACAAAGGCAUCAGAAGUAAUUUUUCAAGGUAUGGACAGUGUCUCAAGUGAGGAUCGCAACGCCUUACUAGUAAUUUUAGGAUUGCUUCUAACAGCUACCUACCAAGCCAGUAUUAGCCCGCCUGGUAGUGUUUGGCAAGGUGAUGGCUCCUCAAACUCCAAUUCCACUGUAGGACAUCAUGAAAAAUUACCAGGCAAAUCGGUCAUGGAUCAAGUUGAUUUCCUUACUUUUUAUAUUCCAGCCUAUACUGUCUUCAUAGUAGCGUUUUUCCUAACAUUGGGCCUCCUUAAACCUUUCCCCCAUGGUUUCAGGACUUCUCUUCAAGUACUGCUCGCAUUUCUUGCUAUAUCUUUUGACGAAUCAAUAAAUUUCAUAGCGCCAACUAAUUUAGCAUAUCGAGUUAUGUGUUUGUUUUCAACGUUGGUUUUUGUUUUAAUGAUGGUCAUGUGUGUUGCUUACCGGGUAUCAAAAAUUAGCGUUUUCUUUCUAGGGUGUUGGUUAGUGCCUGGUCUGUAUGGUCCAUUUCAGAUAGGAUCCUAUUUAAUUAUAGGGUGCUGGUUAUUCCUUAGUCUAUAUGAUCUAUUCUGGUUAGGAUCCACUUUAAUUGUAGGAUGCGGUUUAAUACUACAACGGUUUCAUUACAUCUGGAUGGUUGUUGCUAUAGUUCCAGUACCCAUGGUAUUACUUGCUUUGUUUCUAUUGUGGAUUGAAGUAGUGCGAUGAGAACGUGGGUUGACAUGCUACCCCUCACAAUAUAUGAACGUUAAAGCUGAAUGAAGCUUUAAAGAUGGCCGCCACUGCAUCUACUACAUAUUUUUUAUUUCCAGUCUUAUAUAUCUAUUUGUUGUAUCAUCAAUAAAUUCAGUUCCUCUUA
Molecule: messenger RNA, 1793 nt
Organism: Theobroma cacao (cacao)
Lineage: Eukaryota; Viridiplantae; Streptophyta; Magnoliopsida; Malvales; Malvaceae
Source: RefSeq, a predicted model, not a curated record